Molecule: messenger RNA, 7115 nt
Organism: Manis javanica (Malayan pangolin)
Lineage: Eukaryota; Metazoa; Chordata; Mammalia; Pholidota; Manidae
Gene: PITPNM2
Product: phosphatidylinositol transfer protein membrane associated 2
Biological process (GO): phospholipid transport
Cellular component (GO): cytoplasm
Molecular function (GO): phosphatidylinositol transfer activity; phosphatidylinositol binding; phosphatidylcholine intramembrane carrier activity
Source: RefSeq, a predicted model, not a curated record
UUUCAUCUGUCCAGCCGCCCCGGGGCCUGGGGCAGGCAUGGGCCACCCUGGGGGUGGCCCCCCGAGGCUGGCUGUGUGGAGAGUGCGGCGCCUCUGUGGACACGGGGGCUCUGGCCCAGCCCCGGCCGGAUACUUUGUUUCCCCUCCACCCCUUCCUUACAUUUUCUUCCUGAAAGGGGUCCUUGAUGAAUUCUGUCAUGGUUAUUUAAGGAACCUUGCCUAGAAGUCCCAACACGCAGUUCCCCAUCAACGGGAAGGCUUGGACUUCAAGAUGAUCAUAAAGGAAUAUCGGAUUCCUCUGCCGAUGACUGUGGAGGAGUACCGCAUUGCCCAGCUGUACAUGAUCCAGAAGAAGAGCCGGAACGAGACGUGUGGCGAAGGCAGUGGUGUGGAGAUUUUGGAGAACCGACCGUACACGGAUGGACCUGGUGGCUCUGGGCAGUACACUCACAAGGUGUACCACGUGGGCAUGCACAUCCCCAGCUGGUUCCGGUCCAUCCUGCCCAAGGCAGCCCUGCGGGUGGUGGAGGAGUCCUGGAAUGCCUACCCCUACACCCGAACCAGGUUCACUUGCCCUUUCGUGGAGAAAUUCUCCAUCGACAUCGAAACCUUUUAUAAAACUGAUGCUGGAGAAAACCCCAACGUGUUCAGCCUGUCUCCGGUUGAAAAGAACCAGAUGACAAUCGACCUCAUCGACAUAGUCAAGGACCCUGUGCCCCCCAAUGAGUAUAAGACAGAAGAGGAUCCCAAGCUGUUCCACUCAACCAAGACGCAGCGGGGGCCCCUGUCUGACAACUGGAUCGAAGAACACAAACAGCAGGCUUUCCCCAUCAUGUGCGCCUACAAGCUCUGCAAGGUGGAGUUCCGCUACUGGGGCAUGCAGUCCAAGAUCGAGAGGUUCAUCCACGACACGGGCCUCCGGAAGGUGAUGGUGAGGGCCCAUCGGCAGGCCUGGUGCUGGCAGGAUGAGUGGUUUGGGCUGAGCAUGGAGAACAUCCGGGAGCUGGAGAAGGAGGCACAGCUCAUGCUGUCCCGCAAGAUGGCCCAGUUCAGCGAAGAUGACGACGAGGCCUCAGAGCUGGACAAGGGCAAAGCCACCCAGGACCAGGCCCCCGGCGAGCCCCCCCAGCCCAGCAGCAGCGGCGGGGAGCCCCUGACUGGCCGGGGCCUGAAGAAGCAGUGGUCCACGUCCUCCAAGUCUUCACGGUCAUCCAAGCGGGGAGCAAGUCCCUCCCGCCACAGCAUCUCCGAGUGGAGGAUGCAGAGUAUCGCCCGGGACUCAGAUGAGAGCUCGGAUGAUGAGUUCUUCGAUGCUCACGAGGACCUGUCCGAUUCAGAGGAACCCUUCCCUGAGGACAUCACCAAGUGGAACUCCAAUGACCUCAUGGACAAAAUUGAAAGCCCUGAGCCAGAGGACACACAGGACAGUCUGUACCGCCAGAGCACCUCCGAGUUCAGGGUAGCCUCCAGUGUGGAGCAGCUGAACAUCAUUGAGGACGAGGUCAGCCCCCCGCUGGCCGGGUCACCCACCAAGAUCCACGUACUGCUGUUGGUGCUUCACGGAGGCACUGUCCUGGACGCGGGUACUGGGGACCCCAGCUCCAAGCAGGGCGACGCCAACACCAUUGCCACCGUGUUCGACACUGUCAUGCGCGUGCACUACCCCAGCGCCUUGGGCCGCCUCGCCAUCCGCCUGGUGCCGUGCCCGCCUGUCUGCUCUGACGCCUUCGCCCUCAUCUCCAACCUCAGCCCCUACAGCCAUGACGAAGGCUGUCUGUCCAGCAGCCAGGACCACAUUCCCCUGGCCGCCCUGCCCCUGCUGGCCACCUCCUCCCCCCAGUACCAGGAGGCGGUUGCCACGGUGAUUCAGCGGGCCAACCUUGCCUAUGGGGACUUCAUCAAGUCCCAGGAAGGCAUGACCUUCAAUGGGCAGAUCUGCCUAAUCGGGGACUGCGUCGGGGGUAUCCUGGCAUUUGAUGCCUUAUGCUACAGCAACCAGCCUGUGUCUGAGAGUCAGAGCAGCAGCCGCCGGGGCAGCGUGGCCAGCGUGCAGGACACUGACCUGCUGUCCCCUGGCGUCCUGGCCAAUGCGGGGCAUGGCAACAGUGGCAGUGGUGGCAGCUUGGAGAGCAGUCGGCACCUGAGCCGCAGCAACAUUGACAUCCCCCGAAGCAAUGGCACUGAGGACCCCAAAAAGCAGCUCCCCCGCAAGAGGAGCGACUCAUCCACCUAUGAGAUGGAUACCAUCCAGCAGCACCAGGCCUUCCUGUCUAGCCUUCAUGCCAGCGUGCUGAAGAAUGAGCCUAGUCCCCGCCGCUCAAGCAGCUCCACCAUGCUGGAUGGCACAGGGGCCCUGGGCAAGUUUGACUUUGAGAUCGCUGACCUCUUCCUCUUUGGGUGCCCGCUGGGGCUGGUCCUGGCCUUGAGGAAGACUGUCAUCCCCACCCUGGAUGCUCCAGGUUCUGCAGCAGCCCCUCGCCCCGCAGUUUUCCAGCUGCGGCCUGCCUGCCAGCAAGUCUACAACCUCUUCCACCCUGCGGACCCAUCGGCAUCACGCCUGGAGCCACUGCUGGAGCGGCGAUUCCACACCCUGCCGCCUUUCAGCAUCCCGCGCUACCAGCGCUACCCGCUGGGGGACGGCUGCUCUACGCUGCUGGUUGAGACCGUGCAGAGAAACCCCGAGCUGGUCCUGGAGGGUGGCCCCCUGGCCCCUCUCCCGCCCGGGGAUGGCUUCCUGGAAACCAGUAUCUUGGUGCCCGCGCUCACCUGGCAAGAUGGGCCUCGCCCGAGCCCAGGCCGUGCUGAGUCUGAUGCACUCCAGACCCACAACACAGUCUUUCAAGAGCACGCAGCCCCCUCCUCGCCCAGCACAGCCCCGACCACCCGAGGUUUCCGCCGAGCCAGUGAGAUCAGCAUCGCCAGCCAGGUGUCGGGCAUGGCUGAGAGCUACACAGCAUCCGGCAUUGCCCAAAAGGACCCAGUGUCGCUCAGCUACACCCCCAGCAUCAGGCGCCUGUCCCUGCUCGCCCUGCCCUCCCCACCCCCCACCACCCUGGGCCCCUGCUCACAGGCCAGGCGGGUGAGCCCCAGCCUGGAGAGGGCCCCCCACCUCCCCGACUUGGACAUCCGAGAAGUUGCUGCAAAGUGGUGGGGCCAGAAGCGGAUUGACUACGCCCUGUACUGCCCUGAUGCCCUGACAGCCUUCCCCACCGUGGCCCUGCCCCACCUCUUCCAUGCCAGCUACUGGGAGUCAACAGAUGUGGUCUCCUUCCUGCUGAGACAGGAGGCCCCAUGGCCUGCUUGUGUCCCCCUCCAGGUCAUGAGGCAUGACAAUUCCAGCAUCUUAGAGCUGGACGGUAAGGAGGUCUCGGUGUUCACCCCUUCCAAGCCAAGAGAGAAGUGGCAGCGCAGAAGGACCCAUGUGAAGCUGCGGAAUGUGACGGCCAACCACCGCAUCAAUGACUCAGUUGCCAAUGAGGAUGGCCCACAGGUUCUAACAGGCCGGUUCAUGUACGGGCCCCUGGACAUGGUCACCCUGACUGGGGAGAAGGUGGAUGUGCACAUCAUGGCGCAGCCGCCCUCGGGGGAGUGGCUGCACCUGGACACACUGGUGACCAACAGCAGUGGGCGUGUCUCCUACACCAUCCCUGAGACUCACCGCCUGGGCGUGGGUGUCUACCCCGUCAAGAUGGUAGUCAGGGGAGACCACACAUUUGCUGACAGCUACAUCACCGUGCUGCCCAAGGGCACGGAGUUUGUGGUCUUCAGUAUCGAUGGCUCCUUUGCUGCCAGCGUGUCCAUCAUGGGCAGUGACCCCAAAGUGCGGGCUGGGGCCGUGGAUGUGGUGCGGCACUGGCAGGACCUGGGCUACCUCAUCAUCUAUGUGACGGGCCGGCCUGACAUGCAGAAGCAGCGGGUGGUGGCAUGGCUGGCCCAGCACAACUUCCCCCAUGGCGUGGUGUCCUUCUGUGAUGGCCUGGUGCACGACCCGCUCCGGCACAAAGCCAACUUCCUGAAGCUACUCAUCUCUGAGCUGCACUUGCGCGUGCACGCAGCCUAUGGCUCCACCAAGGACGUGGCGGUCUACAGCUCCAUCAGUCUGUCCCCCAUGCAGAUCUACAUUGUGGGCCGGCCCACCAAGAAACUGCAGCAGCAGUGUCAGUUCAUCACGGACGGCUAUGCGGCCCACCUGGCCCAGCUCAAGUAUAACCACCGGGCACGGCCAGCCCGCAACACGGCCACACGCAUGGCACUGCGAAAAGGCAGCUUUGGCCUGCCUGGCCAGGGCGACUUCCUGCGCUCCCGGAACCACCUGCUCCGCACCAUCUCGGCCCAGCCCAGCGGGCCCAGCCACCGGCAUGAGCGGGCGCAGAGCCAAGCAGAUGGCGAGCAGUGGGGACAACGCAGCAUGAGCAUGGCAGCCAGCUGCUGGGGCCGUACCACAGCCGGCCGGCUUGAGCCGGGGGCAGCCACAGGUCCUAAGUAGGGCACUGUUAGUGAGCCGCUGUGGUCUCCAUGGUGCUAGGCCAGGAUGGCCAGCCCCGCCAGGAGGCCUGGCCUGGGCACACACAGUCAGCUGGGAGUGAACUUGUCCUAGGGCCCAACAGAGGACACUGGGCCAUGCCACACAGCCCUCCAAGCCCUGCCUCAUGUCUUAGGGUCCGAGGGGUUCCAGCUUGUCAUGUGCUGGGAUGACGGAGGGACCAGGACUCUGCAUGUGGACUGGCCGAGAAGGCACUCCAGACAUCCGCCCUACAUUGACUGCCCAGCAUCCUGAUGCUAGGCCUGGCUCCAGGCCCACCUCCAAUCCACUAACUCACCCUGACUCCCAGUCCCCUCCCCUUUGGUAGCAGCUCCAACGGAGGGACAGCCUGCUUUUUGUUAACUCGAGUUACUCAACUGUUUAGCCUCACUGGUUUUUGCACUGAUUUUUGAGAGUGGAGACCCAUUCCCAUCUCCUGUGGCUAGAGACUCGAUGGCAUGCAUGACAGUUCAUUUGGCUGAUCCAGGACCUGUUGCCACAUAUAAGGCUCCAGGGCGGCAAACCUUUGUGUGGGCAGGAAAGGCCUAUCUUGAUUUCUGCAGCUCUGCCUGGCCUGACAGUGCUGCGGCAGCCUCGGACCCCUGCCCACCGGGCCACCCAACCCUCCUGGAUCCCAGUAGGGCCUUGGGCCUGGUGUCACCUCUGGCACUGGACACAGCCUAGAUGACAAGGCUGAUGAAGGCCAGAGCUGUCUCCCGAGAAGCCCUGCCUCUGGCCUGGAAAAGCCUGGCCUCCUCUUCUGCUCCUCGCCUGCCACCAGUCAAGGCCCCAUGCCUCGGCCUUCCCAUGUUUCUACACCUUUCUACUUCUCCAGUCUGAUUUCUAUGAGGUUUUUUUAAUGAGCAAUCCUUGGCUGCUUCCUUUUCUUAACUCUUUCAGUAUGAAGUGCAGCCCCUCCACAUGAAAACACCCAGCACUGUGAUGGAGUCCAGCCUGGUUCUGGGUCCCGGAGCCAUGCCCCCUGCCUCACCUGAUCCCUGUUAAUUCCACUGAAUUUCUACUCUGGGGUGAGUGGGGUGCACAUUUAGGUUUUUUUAAUGCCAGUUCCGUUUAGAUGCUGAAUCCAAGAAGCCACAACUCCCUUCCUUAGCGUGUGGGCAGGCAGCCAUGACUUCAUUUCCCACCUGGUAAGGACCGUGCUGUCCUGCAUGCUGGGUCUGAGCAUCAGCCCUCCCUCCCCAGAACUGACCGUGGUCUCAGCUGUGGCACUCAGCUCCAGGCCAGCCCCUCUGCUGCUCUUCUACCCUCUCCAAGACUGGGGAGCCUCUCUAGCCUCAGCCAACUGUCCAGCAACCAGGCUCUGCCUCUGAGAAGCUGCUGCCAACCUGGAUAUGGCCUCAGGGCCUUAUGGGCUGGGAUAGGGAGGCACACAGGUUGAUGUUAACAUUUUCCCAUGUGUAGAUAUGUACAGCCAAAGGGUCGUGUAAAUGUUCUGCAAACAUGGGUCUAUACAGACUGAAAGCUAUUUAUUUUGUGCAGAGAAAAAAUGUCUGGAGGGAUAGGACCUUCAGGGUUUAUUCAUAUUUAAGAUGUAGCUUUUUGUUAUGUAUAAAGCAAUGAUUAUUUUAUGGACCAAGUUUUAAUGUAACUGUUGCAGUGAAAGUGCAAUAUCUGACCCCCUCUGCUCCCCAGCGGGAAGUUGCUCGGCCUGACAAUCACAGCCCCAGUGAGGGGCCCGUGGCCAGUGCCUCCUUCUCUAUUGGUCCCAUCUCACCCUGUCUUGCCUACCACCUCGGUGACCAGCCAUCCAGAGAAGCACCUGGAAGAGUCUUGGACCUGCCUGCAAUAAAGCCCGGGAGGCCUCCUGGCUCGGGAAGGCCGCGAGGGCAGUGGGCUCGGCCUCUCUCAGCGGGUGGCUCCCCAACGGCUCUGUGCUCCCCACCUGCCUGCCCAGCCGCCAGCCAUGCCAAGGACAACAGCAAUAGUCCCCUGGGCCUCUCCCAGUGGCCCUCAGCCAUAGAUGGUGAGACGGGCAACCCACCCACCCACCCACUGACGUCUCUUCCAUAUCCAGGUCUGCUUCCUGCCUCCUCUAAGAUUCUUUUUGGCACAUUCUCCUCUUAAGGAAGCACCAGUUUUCAUAAACUAAGAAAGGGAGGGAGGACAGAGUCCUUUAAAAAUACCAAAAAUGUUUACAGUGUUGGGUGCUGAGCUACAGGGCUCAGGCCUGACCAGUCUUUAACCAAAGGGUGAGGCAGGCCUUGCUGACUGCCACCCCAACCCAGGCCUGUUAGAGUAGAAGCCUUAGUCCCACUCCCACCCCCACACCCCAGGCGUGAGCCUCAGCCCACCACCUCCAGAUCCAACUACCUGCCUUCUCUUUGAUUUCUAAUGAGGGAUUUAGCAGAAACCCCAUUCCCCUUUCCCAGCUCAGUCUGAGCUGCCUGCCUGCUCAUCAACCAUAUCACAGUCUUCACGUCUCCACGCCCUCCUGUCCGUCUGUCUGGGCCACAUGUGAGCACUGUCCUGACUCGCCCUGCCCCCUCUUGCUGUCCCUGCACCAUUGGGCCUGAGUGUGCUCUGUAUACAGUGUCAUUGUCUGUUACACCAAUUAAAGAAGCAGGAAGGCUUC